Parus major (Great Tit) is the source of this 1138-nucleotide messenger RNA. Its product is annotated as gastrin/cholecystokinin-like peptide. The coding region runs from base 622 to 1008 and encodes 128 amino acids. The transcript is spliced from 2 exons. Lineage: Eukaryota; Metazoa; Chordata; Aves; Passeriformes; Paridae. The record is from RefSeq and is a predicted model, not a curated record. Gene Ontology annotation, cellular component: extracellular region. Gene Ontology annotation, molecular function: hormone activity.
CUGUGAGCACACACAGAUGCCCGAGGGGUGGGUGGCUGUGUUGGAGCCGCCCUGGGGUGUGGCGGCCCCAGCAGUGCCUUUAAAAGCGGGGCUGAGCUGGGGCGAUCUUGGAGGGAGACGCGCACGGAGACCCAGCAGGACACCCACCCUGACACCCUGCUGAGCCUCAGAACCCACAGGUGAGUCUCACAGGGCUCUGCCACUGUCCACAGGUGACUUGGGGACCAGCUGGGAGAGAGGGAUGGAGAAAACCUGAGGAGCAGAUGGGAGGGACAAAGAGGACCCACCAAGAGGAGCCGAGGGGAUCUGGGCCGGGCCAUGCUCUGGGGAUGGGAACCCAGCUCCAGCUGUUUGAGUUCAGGGGGGAGCUGGAUGAUGCUCUUGGCUGUGUGCUUUAGUUUUCAGCAUCAUUGCAAGGAGCAAGGAGAGGGACUUGAGCCUUAUGAAUCCCUCUGCCUUGACUGUGGUUCAUGGGGAUUUGGGUUCCAGCCAGGAGACAGGGAUGGAGAAAACCUGGGGAGAAGGUGGAAGGGGACUUGGGGACCCAAAGGGAGGGACAGGAGAGUGUGAACUGGCCAUGGCCAGGGCUGAGUGCCCAGGCCACCCUCACCACAGCCUCGCAUGUCCCAGUUUGGGGGCUGCAGCUCCCCCAUGUCCCCACCCCUGCUCGGUCUCUCCACAGCCAUGAAGGUGACGCUGUGCCUCAGUCUCAUCCUCGCCCUCGCAGCGACCGCCUGCCUGUGCCGGCCAGCAGCAGAGGCACCGGGUGCCUUGGGGGACCCCCAGCAGCCCCCCCCCAGCCUGGUCCGGCGGGACUGGCCCGAGAACCUGGCCCAGGAGCAGCAGCACCUCUUGUCCCAGUUCCUGCCCCACGUCCUCGCAGAGCUGAACAAGCACAAGGCCUUUGUGCACGGGGAUGAGGGGAUGGAGGCUUUGCACGACCACUACUACCCCGACUGGAUGGACUUCGGCCGCCGCAGCGCUGAGGACGAGGCUGGUGCUGUGUAGCUGCUGGGAUGGGCUGGCCAUGCAGAGCCCUGGCACAUUCAGUGUGUCCUUUCCCACAAUAAAACUCUGGCACUACGGCCUCUGCACUCUCACUGUGCUGGGGAGAGCCGGGGAGGGAGGGCAGCGGGGA